Messenger RNA from Spodoptera littoralis (African cotton leafworm), 1743 nucleotides. Lineage: Eukaryota; Metazoa; Arthropoda; Insecta; Lepidoptera; Noctuidae. The record is from the annotation of a GenBank genome assembly.
AUGGCGACGGGUGCUCGCACCGCUGUGUCGCAAAUUCUGCGUAAUAAAGAUGACGUUGGUGAGGAAGAAGAUGAACCUAAAAAGAAGUCCAGGGAGGACUGGAGGAAAGCUAAGGAGUUGGAAGAGGCUCGGAAGGCUGGUACAGCACCUGCUGCUGUGGAUGAGACAGGCAAGGACAUAAACCCUCACAUUCCACAGUACAUAUCUUCUGCACCAUGGUACUAUGGCACAUCUGGACCGACCCUGAAGCAUCAGAGGCCACAGGAAGACAAGGAAGCUUCCUUUACUAAACUGGACACGUACUACCAUAAGGGAGUGGACACAACCAAAUUAGCAACAAAAUAUAGGAAGGGAGCUUGUGAAAACUGUGGAGCAAUGACACACAAAAAGAAAGACUGUUUAGACAGGCCUAGAAAGAUUGGAGCCAAAUUCACAAAUGCUGGUAUUGCAGCAGAUGAGUUUGCGCAACCGAAUUUGAACCUGAGUUAUGAUGGCAAGCGUGACAGAUGGAAUGGUUAUGAUCCUCUGCAGCACAAGGCUAUCAUUGAGGAAUACCAGAAAGUUGAAGAUGCUAAGAGAGAACUCAGAGCUAAGAAGUUGGAACAAGAUCCAACAGCCACUGAGGAUGACGACAAUGCUGAGGAAGAUGAGGACAAGUAUGUAGAUGAAGUGGACAUGCCUGGUACUAAGGUGGACUCGAAACAACGUAUCACAGUGCGUAACUUGCGUAUUCGAGAGGACACCGCCAAGUACUUGCGGAACUUGGACCCCAACUCCGCUUACUACGACCCCAAGACGCGUUCCAUGAGGGACAACCCUAAUCCUGCUGCGGCUGAAUCAGACUAUCAAGGCGAGAACUUCGUCCGGUUUAGCGGAGACACUCGUUCUCACGCGGAAGCCCAGAUGUUUGCAUGGGAGGCGCAGUCCCGCGGCCUCGACGUGCAUCUACUGGCCGAGCCGACCAAGCUGCAACUACUGCAGCGACAGUACCACCAUAAGAAGGACCAUUUUAAAUCACAGGUGAAAGAAUCCAUAUUAGAGAAGUACGGUGGCGAGGAACAUUUGGCCGCUCCCCCCAAGGAGCUGCUACUGGCUCAGACGGAAGUGUUCACGAGAUACAACAGAGAUGGUACACUUGUACAGGGACCUGAGAAACAGCUCGCUAAGAGUAAAUACGAAGAAGAUGUAUUGAUAAACAACCACACGUCCGUGUGGGGCUCGUACUGGCAUGAUGGACAGUGGGGAUACAAGUGUUGCCACUCCUUUAUAAAGAUGUCGUAUUGCGUCGGCGAGGCCGGCAAAUCCGUGGUGUUGGAUGUGUCUGAAGAGAAAGCAACUGUUUCACAAGAACACAUAGAGAAGAAAGAAAAAGAAAAAGAAAAGGACAAAGCAGAAAAAUCCUCAUCAUCAUCAGAAUCAAGUUCAGACAGCAGUUCCUCAGACUCUGAGGUGGAAAUUAGGUCUAAGACAGAAAAGACUAGCAAGAAAAAGAAGAACAAGAAGAAAGCCAAAAAGAAGAAGAAGAAGGACCUUAAAAAGGAGAAACGGGAGGAGGAUAAAUUGAAAAAGGCUCUAGAGAUGGAAGAAAGGCAACAAAAACGUGCAGAUUAUCUUCUUUCGGUGGACGAGAGGAAACGUCCGUACAACAGUAUGUACGAAGUAAAGGCACCCACAGAAGAUGAACUGGAGGCGUAUAAAAUGAAGAAGAGGCGCGAAGAGGACCCUAUGAGCCAAUUCCUAUGA